ACGUUUCCCAUCAGACAAUGCGCGAGUUUACUUCCGGAAAGACGGUCAAAGAUGUCCUCAGUCGAAGUAUAUUGCAUUUGUGGUCAGCCGUAUGAUCCCUCUUGUUUUAUGAUACAGUGUGAUGUCUGCAAAGAUUGGUUUCAUGGAAGUUGUGUUGAUAUAAAAGAACAUGAAUCAUUAGACAUUGAAAAAUAUCACUGUCCUCAGUGCCAAAAAUUGCAUGGACUUCCAAUACUUAAACAAAGAAGAAAUUGGCAUAGACAUGAUUUUGCUGAUCCUGAUGCAGAAGGAAAGGCUGUUCAAACAGGCACUUCAGUUUUUAUAAGAGAAUUAAAAUCAAGACAUUUUACUAGUGCGGAUGAUAUAGUAUUGAAAUUAAGGGGACAGCAAUUGACUUUACCAUAUCUGAUUCAAAAUGGCUUUCACUGCCCAAUUAUAGUUGAAAAUAAAACAGGGCUAGGACUCUCAAUGCCUCCUGACACUUUUACUGUUACAGACAUAAUGGAAAAUAUUGGAGCUGAUUGGUGUUUAGAUGUUAUUGAUGUUUCACGGCAAGACAAUAUCAAGAUGACAAUGAAAGAAUGGGUGGAAUAUUUUCACAGUACUUCUCGUUAUAAAAUUUAUAAUGUCAUCAGUUUAGAGUUUUCAAAUACAAGGUUAUCAGAAUUGGUAAAACCUCCCACUAUUGUACAAAAAUUAAGCUGGGUAGAAAAUUUUUGGCCAGAAAUGUUACCAGCUGGAUGUCCUUAUAUUAGACCUCAAGUAAUGAAAUAUUGUUUAAUGGGUGUGCAAGAUAGUUUUACUGAUUUUCAUAUUGAUUUUGGUGGUUCAUCAGUUUGGUAUCAUGUUCUUAGGGGUGAAAAAGUAUUUUAUGUUAUUCAACCAUCAUCUGCAAAUCUAUCUCUAUAUGAACAUUGGAUGUCUUCUUCUAAUCAGAGUGAAACAUUUUUUGGUGAUCAAGUCGAUGCUUGUUUUAAACUUGUCUUAAAGCAAGGACAAACAUUAUUUAUUCCUACUGGAUGGAUUCAUGCUGUACUUACUACUGCAGAUUCACUUGUCUUUGGUGGAAAUUUUAUUCAUAGUCUUAAUAUUCCUCUACAAUUGCAGUAA
Molecule: messenger RNA, 1110 nt
Organism: Centruroides sculpturatus (bark scorpion)
Lineage: Eukaryota; Metazoa; Arthropoda; Arachnida; Scorpiones; Buthidae
Product: lysine-specific demethylase 7B-like
Exons: 8
Coding region: 52-1110 (352 amino acids)
Biological process (GO): protein demethylation; regulation of transcription by RNA polymerase II
Molecular function (GO): transcription coregulator activity; histone demethylase activity
Source: RefSeq, a predicted model, not a curated record